Messenger RNA from Chanos chanos (milkfish), 853 nucleotides. It is a transcript of the gene rpl6, whose product is annotated as ribosomal protein L6. The record is from RefSeq and is a predicted model, not a curated record. Gene Ontology annotation, biological process: ribosomal large subunit assembly; cytoplasmic translation. The transcript is spliced from 7 exons. Gene Ontology annotation, cellular component: cytosolic large ribosomal subunit; ribosome. Gene Ontology annotation, molecular function: structural constituent of ribosome; RNA binding. Bases 37 to 816 code for a protein of 259 amino acids. NCBI's taxonomy places the organism in Eukaryota, Metazoa, Chordata, Actinopteri, Gonorynchiformes, Chanidae.
AAUACCCGUAUGUCGGCCUUUUUUUCCUAGUUGAAGAUGGCCGAGGGUGAUAAGAAGAAGGUUGCCCGCAAAAAGCAUGGCAGCCGUAACCCCGUCCUGGCACGGGGCAUCGGCCGCUACUCCCGCUCUGCCAUGUUUGCCCGCCGUGCCAUGUACAAGAGGAAGACCAAGGCACCCGUGACCAAGAUUGAGAAGAAGCUGAAGGAGAGGGCACCCACCACAGUCACCAAAACUGUCGGCGGAGACAAAAACGGAGGCACUCGUGUGGUCCAGCUUCGCAAGAUGCCCCGGUACUACCCCACAGAGGACGUCCCCCUGAAGCUGCGCAGCCACGGGAAGAAACCCUUCAGUCAGCACAGAAGGAAACUGCGCUCCUCCAUCACCCCUGGCACCGUGCUCAUCCUGCUGACCGGACGCCACCGCGGAAAGCGCGUGGUCUUCCUCAAGCAGCUGUCUAGCGGCCUCCUGCUGGUCACCGGUCCACUGGCGAUAAACAGAGUACCUCUGCGUAGAGCUCACCAGAAGUUCGUCAUCGCAACAGCCACCAAGGUGGACAUCUCCAGCAUGAAGAUCCCCAAGAACCUGACCGACGCUUACUUCAAGAAGAAGAAGCUGAGGAGACCCAAGCACCAGGAGGGAGAGAUCUUCGACACCGAGAAAGAGAAAUACCAGUUGACAGAGCAGCGUAAGGAGGACCAGAAGACAGUGGACUCCCAGCUCCUCCCCCUCAUUAAGAAGGUCCCUCAGCUCAAGGGUUACCUCCGCUCCAUGUUCUCUCUGGGUAAUGGAGUUUACCCCCACAAACUGGUUUUCUAAAGAAAAUAUAAUAAAAACGACACUUUAAGUCCACCUA